AUGAAUACAACCGAUCAACAACACUUUUUGGCCGGUAAACGUAUCAUUAUUGCAGGUGGUGGGAUCGGUGGAUUAACUUUUUGCAUUGCCCUACAACAUUUUCUUGAUAAUGCAACAAAAAAAAUCGAACCACCACCAACUAUUAUUGUUUAUGAACGUGAUACAUCAGUUGAUGCUGUUGGACGAGAAGGCUAUUCACUUUCAAUUCGUGGAGAUGCACUUAGUGGAGGAAUGCAAACACUUCAAAAACUUGGCAUUCUUGAUGAAAUGAUCAUGGAAAGUAAUCCCGGUACAUAUUUUACACUUUUCAACACUGAUUUUUCUUCAUUAAUGCAAAUUAGAUCACCACCUGUUGAAGGUUUAUCUCAAUCGAGUAUGCGCAUUGCACGUUCCAAAUUGCGUGAAAUUCUUAUUAAAAACGUACCUUCGUCAAUUAUCAUUAAUCGGAAUUGUGCUAUUAAAUCUGCCCAUGAGCUUGACGAUGGGCAAAUCUUAAUUGAUUUAGCUGAUGGCACUCAAGAACAAUGUCAUUUAUUAAUAGCUGCUGAUGGUUCGAACAGUAUUAUUCGAAAAGCACUUCGACCAGAACAUGUACUAAAUUUUGCUGGUGCUGUUAUCAUUGCAGCACGUACUCGAGCUUUAGAUAAAUUACCAUCUCCUAUAGACAAAACAUGGGGAGGUGUGCUCGGUGGUAAUGGACAUUUUCUUUUUGUUGCGCCUUCAGAUCGAACAAGUGCUCUUUGGAGCGUCAGUUAUUUGUCUGAUACACCUCGUGAAUCAAAAGCUGCUGGAACAAUAACUGAUGAUGAAAUUGAUGAAAUUUUAACUGAAGCUAAAGAACGCACAAAAGUCUAUGGUGAACCAAUGCCUACAUUAUUCAAAGAGACAUUACGUAGCAGUGUCGCUGUUUUCAAUGCCAAAGAUAUGAUACCUUUUCGAAAUCACGGUUCGGUCAUUUUCAUUGGUGAUGCACAACACGCCAUGAGUCCAUUUGCUGGUAAUGGAGCGAAUAUGGCUAUUAUGGAUGGUUAUCAACUUGCAGAUCAAUUAGUUCAUGCCAAAGACUUAAAUACAGCAAUAAAAUCUUAUGAUGAUUUAAGUAUUCCAAGAUCAACAAGAGCUAUCAAUAUGAGUCAUCGAAGUAUUACAAUAGGUCAUUCGCAAGGCUUCUGGAAAUAUAUUUGGGUAACAGUACUCAAACUUAUGACAUGGUACUUCAGUCUUAAUUAUCAACACGAUUAA
Molecule: messenger RNA, 1242 nt
Organism: Rotaria sp. Silwood1
Lineage: Eukaryota; Metazoa; Rotifera; Eurotatoria; Philodinida; Philodinidae
Source: the annotation of a GenBank genome assembly